AGCGCGGCGAGUCCUGGCCAACUUUCCCCGCCCCGCGGCAUUCCUGGGAACAUAAAUAGUGCCCCCCCCCGCCGGGGUGGGGUGCAGGGAUGGCAGGGAGGGCAGCAAAGCAGCUAUGAGCGAUAGGAAAUCACCCGCGAGUUCCUGCAGGAAAAUGCUAAGCCCCCGGGGCGGAGGAGGGGCGGCUGAGGAAGGUCUGCGGGUUUGUGUCAAGACUUGCAGCGGCGCACUCGCGGCAAAAAUUGGAGGAGGAAGAGACAGCAAGGAUCGGUCCAGAAAAGCAAUCAGGAAAAAAUUUUCAUCAUGGCAAAUAUCCACCAGGAAAACGAAGAAAUGGAGCACCCCAUGCAGAAUGGAGAGGAAGGCCGCCCUUUGGGAGGGGGCGAAGGCCACCAGCCAGCAGGAAAUAAUAGACGGGGACAGGCUCGCCGACUUGCCCCUAAUUUCCGAUGGGCCAUACCCAAUAGGCAGGUCAAUGAUGGGUUGGGUGGAGAUGGAGAUGAUAUGGAAAUGUUCAUGGAGGAGAUGAGAGAAAUCAGGAGAAAACUUAGGGAGCUGCAGCUGAGGAAUUGUCUACGUAUCCUUAUGGGAGAGCUGUCUAAUCACCACGACCAUCAUGAUGAAUUUUGCCUUAUGCCUUGACUCCUGCCAUUUUCCAUGAGAUUAAUACUGUGAUUCCCACUGUUUUAUUUUUCCUUGCAUUUUCCUGAUAUGCCUUUACUAAUCUGUUUGCUGUGAACCCUAUGUAAUUUCCAUGUGUCGGGUGGGUUCUGUGUGACCAGCUUCUCUUUGGAGAUCGUCUUGGUACCCAGUCUUAAGUUUCUGUCAACAGUAGAAUUUCUUCCAUCUGCAUGGAAAAAUGUAAAGUUAAUAAAGCAAUUAAAAGUCAA
Messenger RNA from Manis pentadactyla (Chinese pangolin), 890 nucleotides. It is a transcript of the gene BEX3, whose product is annotated as brain expressed X-linked 3. The coding region runs from base 304 to 642 and encodes 112 amino acids. The transcript has 3 exons. Gene Ontology annotation, cellular component: cytoplasm; cytosol. Lineage: Eukaryota; Metazoa; Chordata; Mammalia; Pholidota; Manidae. The record is from RefSeq and is a predicted model, not a curated record. Gene Ontology annotation, biological process: signal transduction. Gene Ontology annotation, molecular function: signaling receptor binding.